This is a messenger RNA of Prunus mume (Japanese apricot), 1504 nucleotides long. NCBI's taxonomy places the organism in Eukaryota, Viridiplantae, Streptophyta, Magnoliopsida, Rosales, Rosaceae. The record is from RefSeq and is a predicted model, not a curated record.
AGAAGAAGAAGAAGAAGAAGAAGAAGAAGAAGAAGAAGACGGCCAAAGCAAUUCCCAGAGAAGGAAGAAGCGUGCUGCCAGUAAGAGCGAGGAUAAAUUGCAGCGAAUGGAGUCUGCCCACCUUAGAAGGAUUCGUGUAAGGAAUGGUGACCGACCAUCUACAUCUUCUUCUUCCUCUUCUUCUUCUGAUGAUGAUGCUGAUGAAGAUGGGUCUGUGUCGAUGUCGGAGGACGCAAUAUACAGCGAGAAAGUGGAGCCGGAGUUUGAUGUGAUGAAAUCGAGUCUCCGAGCAUCGUAUAUGGAAUCGAACAGCGCCAUGAAGCCCAAGGCAGCCGAGGAUCAGAAGGAGAAGAAUGUAGAAAUGGAGCUUCCUGGUCGCGACGAAGUUGAGUUAAUGGGCGGAAAUGGAGGGCCAAGGCGGCCAAAGACAUUGCAAGCAGCUGAAACCAAGGGCUCGGUUACAGGGGUUGAGGUGAAGGGAAGUGAGGGGCCGAGGUUUAGUGACUUAGGUGGGAUGGAGAAGGUGAUAGAGGAGCUGAAGAUGGAGGUGAUUGUGCCGCUUCGCCAUCCGGAGCUGCCUCGGUGGCUCGGAGUUAGGCCAAUGUCUGGGAUUUUGUUGUACGGCCCUCCCGGGUGUGGCAAGACCAAAUUGGCUCAUGCCAUUGCCAAUGAAACCGGCAUUCCCUUUUAUAAAAUUUCUGCCACUGAAGUUGUCUCUGGUGUCUCAGGUGCAUCUGAAGAAAAUAUAAGAGAGCUUUUUUCUAAAGCUUAUAGAACUGCCCCUUCAAUUGUAUUUAUUGAUGAAAUUGAUGCAAUUGCUUCAAAAAGAGAAAGUUUGCAACGAGAAAUGGAGAGGCGAAUUGUGACACAACUAAUGACUUGCAUGGAUGAAUCUCAUAGGCUUGUACAACCGGCUGAUGCAAAUUCGGAUUCGCAAAGUUCCGAUAACAAGUCUGGCUAUGUUCUUGUUAUUGGAGCUACCAAUAGGCCUGAUGCUGUUGACCAUGCUCUGAGAAGGCCGGGGAGAUUUGACCGUGAGAUUGUUUUAGGUGUUCCAGAUGAAAAUGCGAGGAUUCAGAUACUUUCUGUGCUUACACGCAAUCUGAGACUUGAAGGUUCUUUUGAUCUUCUUAAAAUAGCCAGGUCUACACCAGGGUUUGUGGGGGCUGAUUUGGCAGCCCUGGCUGACAGGGCUGGUAACAUUGCCAUGAAAAGGAUUAUACACAAGAGGAAGACUUAUAUGUCCAUAGAUUCUAUGAAUGAGGAGUGCAAUGAAGAUUGGUGGAGGCAACCAUGGACCCCUGAAGAAAUGGAAAAGCUUACUAUCAGUAUGGCUGAUUUUCAGGAAGCAGUUCAAGUGGUUCAGCCUUCAUCAAAAAGAGAAGGCUUCUCUGCAAUUCCUAAUGUAAAAUGGGACGAUGUUGGCGGGUUAGAUCUUUUAAGACAGGAAUUUGAUCGUUAUAUAGUUAGGCGUGUUAAAUAUCCUGAGAACUAUGAGGUAAUU